GACGAAAUUGGAUUGGAAUUUGGAAGUCCAUGGCCCUGUUGGUUUCUUCUUCUUCUUCACUUCCUGGGCAGAAAAUCUACAAUGCUCUUCAGCGGAGCAGCCUCUCUGCAAGGUGAUCUCUGGCUACCACUCAAUGCUCAAUUCCUAAACACGCGGUGAAAUUUAAAAAAUUGAUUACUUGUUGAAACAUUCAACCCUGGAUUUGACUUCUGCCAGCUGAAAUUUUGCUUAGACGAAAAAAAAAAAAAAAAAAAGAUUUAGAAAAUCUUGUGAAGCUGAUGCCUAGUAUUCAUGGCAUUAAGGUUGAAGCUACUGCGAAAAAAGCUCACUUUGGAACUCAGAAACCAAUAUUAUGCACGCCCACAAUCGGGUAUCAUAAUUAGCAGGUUUUCUUCGUCAUGGUCUUCAGGAAACCCUAAUUCAAGUUCUGAUUUUAGCCCUAAUUUAUAUGCCCCGUGUGUGGAGACAGAUAAUUUUGAUGAUAGUGAUACUGGGUAUGUAAGAAGUGAAGAGACGGGUGUCAAGAAAUCUGGGUUAUUGAGCUCAUGUGAUAGUCCUAGUGGUGUCCUUAGACGAGGUUAUAAUUUUGAUGAUGCCGGUGAGGAUGACGAGUCUGAAGAAGAAGAAGAAGAAGAAGCAGAGGGUGAGAGUGGCAGUGAUGAAGACAUUAGGGCUUUGAAUAUGGUUGGCAGAAAUCAGCAACAGAGGGAAAAUUUUUGGAGUUUUGAAGGAGAUGAUGAUGAACUAAGGCACCCUUUAGUGAAAGAAGUUCGUAGAUUGAUUGAUUUUCGGUCAUCAUGGAGUCCAAAGCUUGAAGGUGAAUUGAGACACGCACUUAGAAUCCUUAAACCCCGUCAAGUCUGUGCUGUAUUGCGCUGUCACGAUGAACGAGUGGCUUUGAAUUUUUUCCGUUGGGCUGACCGGCAAUGGAGGUACCGGCAUGACCCAAUUGUAUACUAUUCAAUGCUUGAGGUCCUCAGUAAGACCAAGUUAUGUCAGGGUGCUCGAAGGGUUCUUCGACUCAUGCUGAGGAGGGGAAUUGAGUGUAGACCGGAAGCUUUUGGUUAUGUGAUGAUUUCCUAUAGCCGAGCUGGUGACAUGAAGAAAGCAAUGCGAGUCUUAUCUCUGAUGCAAAAGGCAGGAGUUGAACCCAAUUUGUCGAUAUGCAACACUGCUAUCCUUGUUUUGGUGAAGGGGAAGAGAUUGGAAAAAGCACUCAGGUUCUUGAGUAGGAUGCAAGUUGUUGGAAUUGAGCCAAAUGUUGUCUCUUAUAAUUGCCUGAUCAAGGGGUACUGUGAUAUGCUUCAAAUUGACGAUGCAUUGCAUCUGAUCGUUGAAAUGCCUCUUAGAGGUUGCUUACCGGACAAAGUCAGUUACUAUACAGUCAUGGGCUUUCUUUGCAAGGAGAAAAGGAUCAAAGAAGUGAAGGAGUUGGUGGAGAAGAUGUUCAAGGAUAGCAAAUUGUUACCAGAUCAGGUUACUUACAGUACACUUGUCCAUGUGCUAUCCAAAAAUGGUCAUGGCGACGAGGCUCUUGAAUUAUUAAAGGAAGGAGAAGAGAGGGGUUUCUUGGUCAGUAAGGUUGGAUAUAGUGCAAUAAUUCACUCUUUUUGUCAAGAGGGAAGGAUUGACAGGGCGAAUGAAAUUCUGAGUGAAAUGUCUUCAAAAGGGUGCAGCCCCGAUGUGGUGACUUACACGGCUAUUCUCAACGGGCUAUGCCAUAACGGAGAGGUGGAUGAAGCCAGAAAGUUGCUGCAGCAGAUGUACAAGCUUGGUUGCAAGCCAAACACUGUCUCAUACACUGCCUUGCUGAAUGGGCUAUGUAGAAGCGGUAAAUCAUCAGAGGCAAGAGAAAUGAUGAAAUCAAGUGAGGAAGACUGGUGGACGCCAAAUGCUAUCACGUACAGUGUUGUGCUCCAUGGCCUUCGUAGGGAGGGGAAAUUAUUCGAGGCCUAUGAUUUGGCCAAGGAAAUGAUUGGGAAGGGUUUUUGUCCAACUGCAGUUGAAAUUAACUUACUGAUCCAAUCUCUUUGUCAAGAAGGUAGAGUAAAUGAUGCUAAGAAGUUUAUGGAGGAGUGUCUACACAAGGGCUGUGCAGUUAACGUGGUGAACUUCACCACUGUACUCCAUGGGUUUUGUCAGAAAGAUGACUUGGACAGUGCUCUCUCAUUGCUCGAUGACAUGUAUCUGAGUAACAGACGUCCUGAUGCAGUUACUUAUACGACAAUCAUUGAUGCAUCAGGCAAGAUGGGUAGGAUAGACGAGGCCAUUGAACUGACAAAGCAAAUGCUUCACAGGGGUGUGGUUCCGAGCCCAAUUACCUACAGGACAAUCAUCCACCGGUUCUGUCAGCAUGGUAGGGUGGAAGACCUGCUGAUAUUAUUGGAAAAGAUGCUUUCAAGGCAAAAGUGCAGAACAGCAUACAAUCAGGUUAUAGAAAAACUUUGUAGGUUAGGAAACCUUGAUGAGGCUUAUGAACUCUUGGGGAAGGUUUUGAGGACAGCUUCAAAGAUUGACGCCAAUACUUGUCACGUGCUUAUGAAGUGUUAUUUGAGUAAAGGGAUUCCUCUGCUGUCUUAUAAAGUGGCAUGUCGUAUGUUCAAUCGGAACCUGAUCCCUGAUUUGAAGCUAUGUGAGAAGGUGAGAGAGAGAUUGAUGCUAGAGGGGAAAGAACACGAAGCAGAUAAGCUCAUGCUCCGGUUUGUAGAACGUGGAUGCCUUUCUCCCCGAUAUCAGCAAAAUGUACAAAGUUAGCCCUCAUUCUUUGUCUAAUUGCUCCUGAAGUGGUUUUGUUGUCUAUCCAUCAUACUCCUUUGAUGGAGCUGUAUCGUGAGCUCCAACCAUGGUGAUGAAAGCAAGAAUCAGAUGAGACUUCAGAAUUCAGAUUUAUGCUAUAUCUGCCAGGGGCCUCGUAUAAUUGCAGUCGAAAUUUGUUUACAAUAUUUGAUCCUCUUUUGAGUAACAAUUUGAAGCAUGUGGUAGUAGUUUUUCUUAACAAUUUUCUUGUAACAACUCCAGGAAAGCACAUUUGAUGAAAUCAACAAUAAAUUACAAUUCCAACUU
This is a messenger RNA of Diospyros lotus (date-plum), 3063 nucleotides long. RefSeq names its product pentatricopeptide repeat-containing protein At1g09900. The transcript has a single exon. NCBI's taxonomy places the organism in Eukaryota, Viridiplantae, Streptophyta, Magnoliopsida, Ericales, Ebenaceae. Bases 292 to 2754 code for a protein of 820 amino acids. The record is from RefSeq and is a predicted model, not a curated record. Gene Ontology annotation, molecular function: protein binding.